AUGACUUCUCUCAAAGCUAUAGUUCUUGUUGCUCAUGUGAUCAUUGGAUUGAUCUCAUCAACAUCUAUAGAGUCUAGACAACUUUCCAACCCUUCUAAUGUGAUGAGCCUUGAAUCAAGAUUGAAGGUGAGUGAUGAGCCUUCUAAUUGUUGGGAAUCCCUAUUCAAGCUACAAGCAUGUAGUGGUGAAAUUAUAACAUUUUUUGUUAAUGGUGAGACUUUUUUAGGAAGUGGUUGUUGUCAAGCAAUUAGGGUUAUUGGACAUGAUUGUUGGCCUAAUGUUGUUGCAUCACUUGGAUUCACAAAUGAAGAGACUGAUAUAUUGGAAGGUUAUUGUGAUAAAGUUGAGGAUGUUCAUUCACCACCACCAUCAACACCAAUAGUAUCAUUGGUUGAUCAUAAAGUGUGA
Trifolium pratense (red clover) is the source of this 408-nucleotide messenger RNA. RefSeq names its product egg cell-secreted protein 1.1-like. Gene Ontology annotation, biological process: double fertilization forming a zygote and endosperm. The coding region runs from base 1 to 408 and encodes 135 amino acids. The transcript has a single exon. The record is from RefSeq and is a predicted model, not a curated record. Lineage: Eukaryota; Viridiplantae; Streptophyta; Magnoliopsida; Fabales; Fabaceae.